This is a messenger RNA of Recurvomyces mirabilis, 1518 nucleotides long. RefSeq lists its product as uncharacterized. The transcript is spliced from 2 exons. The record is from RefSeq and is a predicted model, not a curated record. The coding region runs from base 1 to 1518 and encodes 505 amino acids. Lineage: Eukaryota; Fungi; Ascomycota; Dothideomycetes; Mycosphaerellales; Teratosphaeriaceae. Gene Ontology annotation, molecular function: phenylpyruvate tautomerase activity.
AUGACGACCACGGUUGUCACACGCGAGAAGAGGGAUAGCAGAGCCGACCUUCCAUCUGCGAAUGCUUGGAAGAGGGCAUCUAUAACAACGAACGAACCAUAUACAGACCUCUUCUCGAAAGGCGCCAUCAGCGAGAUCAUGGCGGUGGCAGCUCGACCGUCGCGUGACAGGACGUCAAUGGGGCAGUACGAAGCUAGCAAGCACAAAUCUAUUCAUCAGGAUGGCCAGUUCAGGUACAAGGAAGGUGCUGAGGCUGGUAACAACAGAGAGCGGAUGCAGAAAGAGAGCCCAGUGAUAGCGGAGCUCAGGACAAAUGUGAUUAUCAAAGACGAAUUCACACUCGUUACAGAUCUUAGCUACCACUUGGCCCAACGAUAUCUGAAACCCGACAGCAGCAUCAUGAUCAAAGUCGAUCAUAGUGCAUGCUUAGCAUUGGGAGGCACUUUCGACCCUUGCUACAUCCUCACCAUCACGACCCUACCUUCAGAAAUGGGCCCGACGCUCAACAAGCGCAAUGCAUCGCUCAUACAAGCAUUCAUGGCAGAUAUUUUGAGCGUGUCUCCAGAUCGUGGCAUUGUGAAAUUUCAGCCAAUAGAGGAGGCCAACUACGCCAUGAACGGAACGACAAUGCUAGGACAGCUGGAGAAGCUAGAACGAAAGCAGGAAGAAGCAGAGCCUGGUGCGGCGCGACGCUCAAGUCGCAAGAGCAUAACUUCCCCAUACACAAGAGUUCACAGUGCCAAGGCUGACAACGACGCCAAAACGCUCUCCGCGCUCAAUGGUACUCCUAACGGCAGCACACCCAUCGAGAAAAAGCGGCGGAGCAAUUCUGCCACACCACCAACAGGAACGUCGACACCAAUGGUUUUCGAGCUCUCCGGCACCGAUACAGAACGACCAUCUACGUCGCACGGCGAGUCUUUUACUGCAGCGAACGGUCUGCGCAUGAAUGGCAUCUCAACAGAAGACCUUUCAGCUUCCAAACCCUUCGGUGAACGUCCAAGAACAAUCGCAGGACAAAGUCCGCACGGCUCAUCUCGCGAUCUCAGCAGGACCGAACCCAUGCCAAACUCCAAGCGACAAUCGUCAUACCAGACACAAUCAAAGCGCAACUCCAUGAUCCCAGAGGAGCCGAAGAAAACCAACGUACCUAUUUCUCCUCGCCCUAAAUCCGAGCACAGACCAUCCACGGGCCCGAUCUUGAAAACAGACAUCUCGCGGCCCACCCCCAUCACCUCUGCAAAACCCAACGACACUUACCUUGACGGCGUGUCUACACUCGGCAAAUCGACCGCAUCAGCACCGAACAAGAUCGAUCCCAAGAUCGACGCACGGGCAGCUGAGAAGAAUAGGGACGUUGAUACGAAAGAUACGGCCGCGAAUACCGCCAAGCGAAGGAGUGUCGUGACUGCUACGCCGAAAAUGCCUGCGCCGCCGCCUAUUCCGGAAGACAAGAGGAGACUUGACCCGAAGGUUGGGAAGAGGAAGAGCUUCUUAUCGGCAUUCAGGCGGAGCUAA